AUGUCCUCCCACACAAAAGUAGACAUACUAAUCCACUUCGCCCCAUAUGAUGGCGACUCGCUCUCUCUCUCAAACCACCGCACGCCCGCUGAUCUCCGCAGGCAACUAGAUCCCACACUCCUCUACACGAAAACAUACUCGAUCAGCAAAGAUGACAUCCCUGGCUCGAUCUGGCGUCCAAGCAAUGUCUUCGAUAAGGGUUAUACACAUCCGAAUGGGAGGACUGGGGAGGAUUCGUUGGUCGUACCGUCUACUCUCUCGUGGGAAGAGGCUGAGGUCAAGUACAUUGAAAGCGACAACCCAGUGCCGUGGGUAGAGAAGAUUUUCGGGCCAGGGUGUAAGGCGGUGUAUUAUCUUGGUGAGGAUUGA
This is a messenger RNA of Parastagonospora nodorum SN15, 369 nucleotides long. RefSeq lists its product as hypothetical. The record is from RefSeq and is a predicted model, not a curated record. Bases 1 to 369 code for a protein of 122 amino acids. The transcript is spliced from 2 exons. NCBI's taxonomy places the organism in Eukaryota, Fungi, Ascomycota, Dothideomycetes, Pleosporales, Phaeosphaeriaceae.